This is a messenger RNA of Camellia sinensis, 708 nucleotides long. The record is from RefSeq and is a predicted model, not a curated record. NCBI's taxonomy places the organism in Eukaryota, Viridiplantae, Streptophyta, Magnoliopsida, Ericales, Theaceae.
AAGGUGCCCAGGACCAACCAAUAACUUCUCGGGCAGAAGGUUGUGAGAGGAGACUCGUAACUGACGAGUCGCAAUGCCGUCCUAGAUUUUGUCGAGUCUCUUCAAAACCGAGCAUCCUUUUGCCUUUCUUUCUCAAUCUCUUAUGCAUAUAAUAAUCACCCUCUUUAUACCCACACCCACCAUUUUCACUUCCAACACCACUCCCACAAACAAAACAACAUGGAUGGUGGUGGUUUGAAGCCAAUGGAUGCAGAACAACUGAGAGAGAAUGCUCACAAAAUGGUAGAUUUCAUUGCUGAUUAUUACAAGAACAUUGAGAAUUUCCCAGUUCUCAGCCAAGUUCAGCCCGGGUAUCUGAGUAAACUUCUUCCGGAUUCCGCACCAAAUCAACCAGAAUCAUUGCAAGAUGUUCUCAGUGAUGUCCAGUCAAAGAUUUUACCAGGGGUAACCCAUUGGCAAAGCCCGGAUUAUUUUGCAUAUUUUCCCUCUAAUAGUAGUAUCACUGGAUUUUUAGGAGAAAUGCUCAGUGUUGGUAUUAACAUGGUGGGUUUUAGUUGGAUAACUUCUCCUGCAGCAACAGAACUUGAAAUGAUUGUCCUGGAUUGGCUUGCUAAACUUCUUAAGCUUCCUGAUGAUUUCCUUUCAACAGGUAUAGUUUGCUAUGUCUAUAUUUAUUAGCAUUUGAUUCUUGUAGUAACUUGGAAGGUA